AGAAAGUAGUAUUUUAUUGCUGCAGCCGGAAAACCCUUUUCAUCACCUCCAUCACAAUACACACACAUAUACACAUUACAGUGAAAUAAGAGCUUUUUAAUGGCCGCUGCGCUCAAGGCAACUUGCUUCCUCCAACUGAAAACCAGCUACAGUUUACCCGAACGCCGUUCUUCUACAACAAACACAUCUUUCAAAUUCAAGCCAAUCAUGGCCUCCCUCGCCACCGCCGCCCCGACUGUUGGCCUUGCCGAAACUUUCUCCAGAUUGAAACAACAAGGAAAAGUGGCAUUCAUUCCAUAUAUCACAGCUGGCGACCCCAACCUUUCAACAACUGCAGAAGCAUUGAAGGUCCUCGAUUUAUGCGGCUCAGACAUUAUUGAAUUAGGGAUGCCUUAUUCAGACCCUUUGGCUGAUGGUCCUGUUAUCCAGGCUGCUGCCACACGGUCGUUAGCCAGAGGAACCAACUUCGAUAAGAUCAUUGCAAUGUUGAAGGAAGUGGUGCCUGAAUUAUCUUGUCCGGUUGCACUAUUUUCGUAUUAUAACCCGAUACUCAAACGUGGCGUGGAGAAUUUCAUGACUAUUUUGAAUGAUACUGGAGUCCAUGGACUUGUUGUGCCAGACGUGCCUCUAGAGGAGACUGAGAUUUUGAGAAAAGAAGCUAUUAAGAAAAAUAUCGAACUGGUGCUGCUCACCACACCCACUACCCCGACAGCACGAAUGAAAGCCAUUGUUGAAGUUUCAGAAGGAUUUGUCUACCUUGUGAGCUCGAUUGGAGUCACCGGAGCAAGAGCAUCUGUCAGUGAAAAGGUUCAAUCUCUCCUACAGGAGAUUAAGGAGGCAUCAGAUAAGCCAGUAGCAGUUGGUUUCGGCAUAUCAACACCCGAGCAUGUUAAACAGGUGGCUGGUUGGGGAGCAGAUGGUGUGAUUGUCGGUAGUGCAAUGGUCAAAAUAUUGGGUGACGCAAAAUCACCUGAAGAAGGAUUGAAAGAACUUGAAGCCUUCACCAGAAGCUUAAAAUCUGCUUUGUUAUGAUAAAAUGGUUUUCCUCGGUUUCUUUGCACUUUGGAUAAAAAUCUGCAUUAUUUGAUGUUUUUUGGAAUAAAUAUUGAAUUUUUUUUGUUCAAUAAUGAUGUUUUGUUGUUCCUUUUUUAACUUAAAUUGCAUUUUUGGAGUUAAUUUAGCACCACUCUUCUCAUUCUAUAUUAGUGAUUUUGUUUUUUCCUA
Molecule: messenger RNA, 1224 nt
Organism: Erythranthe guttata (spotted monkey flower)
Lineage: Eukaryota; Viridiplantae; Streptophyta; Magnoliopsida; Lamiales; Phrymaceae
Product: Aldolase-type TIM barrel family protein
Biological process (GO): L-tryptophan biosynthetic process
Cellular component (GO): chloroplast; cytosol
Molecular function (GO): tryptophan synthase activity
Source: RefSeq, a predicted model, not a curated record